This is a messenger RNA of Folsomia candida, 1503 nucleotides long. RefSeq names its product bacillopeptidase F. The record is from RefSeq and is a predicted model, not a curated record. Gene Ontology annotation, molecular function: ATP binding; ATP hydrolysis activity; serine-type endopeptidase activity. NCBI's taxonomy places the organism in Eukaryota, Metazoa, Arthropoda, Collembola, Entomobryomorpha, Isotomidae. Bases 1 to 1503 code for a protein of 500 amino acids. Gene Ontology annotation, biological process: proteolysis. The transcript has 5 exons.
AUGAAGCCCCAACUCUUCGUACUUUCCGCGCUUGUCGCCCUCGCCUCCGCCGGCGUGGUCGAUCUCAACCUCAAACGGUCCGUCGAAUUCUCCCGCGUGACCGAAGCCAUUAUCGAGUUCCCCCAAGUCAUGGACCAGAUCAAGGGAAACGUGGCUCUCCAAUCACUCUCCGGUGACGCCAAGGUUUCCGCCCUCGUCGCCUCGUUACGCGGCCUCACCUCCGCCGCCCAAGCGCCCCUCGUCGCCGUGGCAAAAUCUCUCGGUCUCACCGUUGAGCAGUACUGGGUCUCCAACGUCAUUUUGGUGAAGGGUCUCACGCUCGAAAAACUGUCUCAGCUUACCUCCACCCCGGGAGACUUUCUCAUCCGAGCGCAGGGCACGGAUUACAUAACUGAUCCGAUAACCGGGGAGGAAGUCGUCACCUUGCAAAACCCGCAAUGGGGCGUGGCCAAAAUUAGGGCAAACCUCGUGUGGAGCAUCACCCAGGGAGAGGGCGUGGUCGUAGGUAUCUUUGAUUCGGGGGUCAAUUUGGGUCAUGAAGCCCUUUCGGCGGGAUACGCAGGGGCCUGGUUGGAUCCCCACCAUAACGAGGCGGCACCCACGGACGUGCUGGGACAUGGUUCGCACGUGGCGGGAACGGUCCUUGGGCGAGCAAAUGGCAUCGGCGUCGCGCCCGGCGCCCAAUGGACGGCCUGUCGUGGAUUUAACCAUACCGGAAACACCACAGAAGCUCUACUUCUCCAAUGCGGUGAAUUCUUCUUGACGUCCACGCCUCGACCAAAUGUCGUCUGCAACUCGUGGGGUGGUCCACAAGCAAAUCCAUUUUUCAGGCCCGCCGUCGAAGCGUGGAGACAGGCGGGGAUCAUUCCCGUCUUUGCGAUGGGCAACAGUGGACGUUUCUGCCGAACGGUGUCAGCCUCUGCUAACAUGCCUGAGGUGAUUGCUGUCGGGGCUACGAAUGAUGUUGACGGUAUGGGCAUUUACUCCUCGAGGGGACCGACGUCUACGGGGUUAAAUAAACCGGAAGUGUCUGCCCCAGGGACAAAUGUCAUCUCGUGCGGGACGGGUGCGAGUAAUUACGUUACAAAUACGGGAACUUCAAUGGCUACCCCUCAUGUCGCGGGUUCGGUAGCUCUUCUUCUAUCUGCCAAUCCGACCUGGGGAUCUGCAAAGCUCGGUGCCGAGUGCUCGAACUCGAACGAGUUCGAGCACUCGGCACCGAGCUUUGCAGAGUACUCGAACUCGGCUCGAACUCGAAAUGGAGGACUCGUUGCAUCACUAGUCUACCAAACUUUACUCUUUAUCAAGUUAACUUAUUCUCUUUUGGGCUCAUCCGGCUGUGGGAAGACGACUUUAUUGUCCUGCAUUGUGGGAAUUCGGAAACUAAAUUCUGGAGAAAUUACCGUCUUUGGUGGAGAACCAGGUUCUCGGGAAAGUGGAAUUCCAGGCAAGCGUGUGGGAUUCAUGCCGCAAGAAAAUUCACUGUACAAUGACUUCAAUUAA